AUGUUUGGCAUUCAAGAGGCACUUACAGCCCAGUUCCUUACUCUCACAUCCGCUACUCUUGCCUCUUCCUUCUUGGGAACCAGGUGCACUGCCGACCCAAAGACAUGUCCUGCUGUAAACCCGUGUGUGCCAUGCCAGCCCUGCGGCCCGACUCCUCUGGCCAGCAGCUGCAAUGAGCCCUGUGUCAGGCAGUGCCAGGACUCCACCAUUGUCAUUGAGCCCUCUCCUGUGGUGGUGACCCUGCCCGGACCCAUCCUCAGCUCCUUCCCACAGAACACCGCCGUCGGAUCCUCCACCUCCGCCGCUGUUGGCAGCAUCCUCAGCUGUCAGGGAGUGCCCAUCACCUCGGGCGGCUUUGACCUCUCCUGCAUUUCCAACCGCUACUGUGGCAGAAGGUGCACCCCCUGCUAAAGGUGCUGGACACUGCCCCGGACGACGACCCCCACGAUCUCAGGACAUGGCGCUGGACGGCAGAACAGACUCUGUGCUGCUGUUUUCACAGUAGAUGACCACAACUGGCUUACGCUGUCACGACAGACCGGAGGGGCCAGCCUGGCUUCUCUGACUACGUGGCCAAUGUCUACCAAUACGCCCUUCCACCCACUCUUUCUCUCUCUCUGCUCUGUUGUAAUCUGCACUCCCCAAACUCUCUUUGAAGGUCCCAGAAAUCAGCAGAGUGACCUACUAGCCUCACUCUCUUUGAUGGGCAUUUAGGUGGGUGUCCCGUGGCAGCUCUGCCGUGGGAAAAGGGCAACAGAUUCUUCUCUGCUCCUGCUGCUCUCUGCACCUGGGAUGACUCCACUUGGGCUGACAUCAUUUCCCUCCUUAGAUUCAUUAAACAUUUGCUGCAACCUUCA
Molecule: messenger RNA, 857 nt
Organism: Gallus gallus (chicken)
Lineage: Eukaryota; Metazoa; Chordata; Aves; Galliformes; Phasianidae
Gene: CBP8AA1
Product: feather keratin Cos1-1/Cos1-3/Cos2-1-like
Exons: 3
Coding region: 1-411 (136 amino acids)
Cellular component (GO): intermediate filament
Molecular function (GO): structural constituent of cytoskeleton
Source: RefSeq, a predicted model, not a curated record